Peronospora farinosa is the source of this 4062-nucleotide messenger RNA. Lineage: Eukaryota; Oomycota; Peronosporomycetes; Peronosporales; Peronosporaceae. The record is from the annotation of a GenBank genome assembly.
AUGUUCUUGCAAUGGAUCUCAAAAUGCGACCUGAUGCCGGUAUCUGCUGAUUCGUACGUGCUCAAGAAAUUCUCCGAAAAAUGUCAGCGCGGCAUGUGUUCAAUGGUUGUCAGUUCCCUUACCGAGACGAAUGUAGACAUAUUGACGGUGAUGCCCAGUGGUCAUCAUAUCCGCUGGGCCAUGGAGGUACUUGGCCACUCAUUUGCGCUGCCUAUGGAGGAUUCGGACGUCAUCUUGGGCUCUUUGGGCAUCUACCAACGCUGGCUUGGGGUAGACGACGAGACUAAAAGCGGGAGAGAUCAGAGACCAGCCUGUAUGCAGAAAGUAGAACAGACAUUUAUUCAGGACAUGCUGGGCCAGAUGACGCUGCUUUUUGAGGAGCGCACAAAAGAGGACGGGAGUGUGGAAAAGAAUAUGGCCACACAUGUGAAUUUAUGCACGAAGGUGUUAGAGACUUUUGAUGCUCUGGUGAAGCUCCGAGGAGCGCAACUAUCUAAUUCAACGUGGAAUCGGCUCAUUCGACUGAUUCUUGGCGCAGCGGAUGGUCUGCUACAUAAUCUACGCAACCAACUGGGCAAUCACUUGUGUGGACAGCUUGUGCGACUUUUGUUUGAAAUCUAUCUGCGGUCACUGCCGCAGUGUGGGCCGAGAGGUGAGCUGUGGAGUUUGCUGCAAAAGUUCUGUCGGCGCUGGAUUCAUCGAACGCUAGUUAUCGAGCAGUGGAACGCUGUCACGCUUGGACUCACGCGGAAUCUUAUGCGUCGAAUCCACGAUCGGGACGUUACCAAAGAGAUCGAGAUCAUUUGGGUAGACAACCGACAGCCCUCCAAGUUCGAGCUGGAGAGCCCCAUGCUUGCUUAUGCGUGGUACCGUCUCCUCCGCGUGAUCGGCCAUCCUUCUGCGAUUUUUGACCCGGAUGUUUACCUCGCUGCUGUGAAGGGAGUGAGUCGACUAGCCGACGAAUUUGCGCGCAUUGAAAUGGUGCCGCGUGUGCAGUGGGAGCACCUGCUUGGCGUACUCAACCAAGCGCCGGACCGCGACAGCCCAGUGUUCCAAGGUGUUCAGAACGGGAAUGCCGAUUCGACCAAUGACAUGCCCACAACUGCUCUUCUGACCACAACGGAGCAGCCGCGAGCUCCGCCUGAUGUCAACUCGAUCCUACGGCUGCUGGGACCUUGGCUAUUUGAUGCCUGCUUGACUCGCAAAUCGCGCUUUGCAGCUGGUCGCAGUGAAGCACUGCGCUGCCUCGGUAGGCUUUUGUGCCAUUACUCCAAUGGCCGCUCCAAACGUAUCAACUGGGCUUUCAGCGUUCGCAGUUUGAUGGCUUUACAGAAUGCACUGCUCGAUGAUGACGAACGGAUUGUAGCUUCUGCAGUAUACAACUGGUCGAACGUGUUCAGUUUGUAUGGAAACCAUACACUACGUGGUGCCGGUGUUAUUGCAGGACCAUUUCACAAGGCUAUUGAGUGUGUAUUCCGUGCUGCGGAACGUAAGGACACUUCGUCUUCGUCAUCUACAAAAGCUGAUGGUCGGCGUGGUGGACAUUCAUUCUUUGUUCAGGAUGAUCAACAUAUUGGAGGAAUCCCUAUUGUGCUGCUUCGACGAGCAAGCAUUGAGGCUUGCAGCUCUCUUCUCACUAUACAUGCCCACGUUCCACGUGCGAUGAUCAAGGAAGCUGAGCAAGAGAUCGUACCUCCUUCGAUGGCCGGUCUUCCAGGACUGUAUUCAAGCUUGCCUAAGUACACCAGUUCGAACGUUGUCGCUCUCCUGAUGACUGCGAUUAAAACCGAGACAGACCCUACAAACCAACAGAUGAUGAUGUGGAUCAUGACGGUGGCCAUUCAGCAGGAGGCUGCUUAUUGGACGAACGGUUUGGCAUCCAGUCGCAACUCCCAAGUACCUUUUACAAUCUUGCUGAUUUGUACUAUCAUCAGCAAGUCGCAAAAGUAUAAGCCACCAGUGCUGUUCACGGCGUUUGACUGCCUGCGCCAUUUAUCAUUGGUUUGUGAGGAAGUUUUCUUCCACCAUGCGAAUUCGGUUGUCCACCUGGUCAAUGCGUGUUGCGACUUCAUUAGCAACAAUGCGCCGAUUUUGCGCUCGAGGACGGCACCGUUCUAUUUGGAUAGUCUCAUGGCAGCAGCAUAUCACUGCAUAAUCGAAUGGAUAGUAGCCGUACCUUUGUUGCUAAGCAAGCAACAAGUUAUCGCAAAGAUUAUCACAACUAUCGUAGACGGUAACGAGCGGUUCCAGUCGUUGUCCCCCAAUGGCACGAACAUGUCCGUGCGCGAGGCUGCUGAGAAACUGGUGAACAUGCUGAUGAAGCAUCAUGUUUCGCAUACCAGUCAUUCUGGUUCCAUCGGCCACUCAUCGAAUUUGGCUGAAAAGUCUGUGCUUGUACAGUUCUGCGACCUGAACGACGCGACCGAUAUCUAUCGCCAUUGCCGCUUCUUCUCUGUAAACAAAAACUCUAUUCUGACAGUGAUCGAGAAGCCUGCGAACGAGACGCAAUCAGGGGAAGCAAUUCUAAUUAUGCGAGACUCAACUGGUCGUUAUGUGUGGCGUUCAAAACCCAGGCACCAUGAUGGCCCACGCCCUAAGAGUGUAGCUGAGUUCGAGAAUUUCACUGAAGACCCCGGCGCACAAGCUCGAAAGCGCUGUGACUUCGAUUCUGACUCUGACGCGAAUACUCACGAGGAGAGCGACGACGCCGACUAUGAAAGUGAUGAGGAGCCACGCGUGGAAGACCCACUGCUUGUUGCGAUUUGCAACACGCACGCAAAGACUCCCAUGACAAGCUGGCGUUCAUCCCCUGAUGGUGGGGCUGACAUGGGCUCGAACCCAAUGAAAGUUUUGUCAGGCGAAGGCAAUACGGGAAUGUGCACGAUCGAACGGAAAGCUCAGGCUGGUCGUGAUGAUGCCCGAAGCACUCAGGAUGCAAUAUUUAUGAGUUUGCUAGUGUCACAGAGCCAAGAGGAUAGACUUGCUUCUCAACCGAAAGGCUCUGCGUGUGGCGUCAGGUGCUGCAAACCCACACCGCCAGAGAAAGACCCUGUGCUCCAGACGUGGGAAGUAUCACGGAGGAUGAUGAGUGAGCUGGGCUUUCUGUCAGUACGCAACUGGGGUUCUGUAUUCGCCAUGGAUGCAACAGUGGCUACUGAUUUUCUCCGAGACUUGGAGACACUUGAUAAACUUCCUGAGCGUGAAACAUUUGAUAUUGCUGUUGCGUAUGCAUUUACUGGUACUUCUCGAGGUGGCUAUGACCAGAUACAUCUGGCUACCUCGACGGAUGUGCAUGCUGGCUACGUUGAUCUGUCAAAGGACUACCAGCUCUUCCUGUCGUCCUUUGGUGAACGAGUUGAUAGUCACGACCGCAAAGGAUACUCUGGCUUCGACGCUAACCUCGCGAAUGGCCGGAUGCUUUACUAUUCGCACUACAGUCACGAGGCAUGCAUUUACGUGCCUACCCUUUUGGUGGAAGGAGAGGAUGGUAACAGCGACAGUGACAGUGAAGCCGAAGACACUGAAGGGGCACAUGCCAGGAUGCUGUUCCAACACGCUAAUGUCAUCAUUGUCUGGAACGAGAGCCAGCAGACGUAUCGCCCGGGGAGUGUGUUGUGGGACGCGGUAUUCAAGCUACCGAUGCCUACUUCAGGAGUAGUACUGAUCAUCGACCCAUUGGGCAACGACCUUUACUGUGUGCACGUUAGCCAUGAGUCGUCACCGCUGUUCAACCAACGCGAUGUUAUUGCAAACCAAGAGGGCAGCUACGUGGACGAGGCUGACGUAUAUACAAGCCGCGUGCUUGGUCCGUUGCUGGAUGGUAUGGUGGUUAACGGUGCUUGGUUGGCCCCCCUAGUGCGCCAAACUGCCAUCAACGCAGCCGUCCUUUCACGUGCUUUUCAUCGAUAUCAACACGAUAUUGGUGCAGUUUCGUCUGCGCCUGUAGGUGCUGAAGCCAACCGCAGCAAUGUGAUUACAUCGUUUGUUAACAAGCACAUGCGUCCAAAGCUUCCUGGCGAGUUUUAUGGCGACUUGUUUGCGGAUCUUACUAGCGAAUGCUAA